Molecule: messenger RNA, 1167 nt
Organism: Danio aesculapii
Lineage: Eukaryota; Metazoa; Chordata; Actinopteri; Cypriniformes; Danionidae
Gene: nitr4a
Product: novel immune-type receptor 4a
Exons: 6
Coding region: 22-1035 (337 amino acids)
Biological process (GO): response to bacterium
Source: RefSeq, a predicted model, not a curated record
AAGACCCAGAAAGAGCAUUAAAUGGAUCACAUCAUCUACAUGAUGAUCUUUUUCUUUCUUCAUCAAGUCUCAGGCAAAAAUAAUUGCACUGUUAAUCAAGUGGAUGGAGUUUUAACAACUCAAGAAGGGCACAGUGUGUUGUUACCUUGUCUUCUGUUAGAGGAUCACCUACAUCGUGUGAUAUGGUAUAAGCAAGCUCUUGGAGAGAAACCUAUCGUAAUAGUGUCAUCAUAUCACCACUCACAACCCAAUGAGUUUUCCUCUGAGUUUAAAGAAACUCAGCGUUUUCAUGCGGUGAGAAAAGCAGACAGUUUCAACUUAACCAUUCGUAGGACACUGAAAUCGGAUUCAGGCACGUAUUUCUGUGGCAGUGCCUUUGCCAACGUUGUUUUCUUUGGGACUGGAACAAUUCUGUUGGUUAAAGGUGAAGAACUCAGACCUGCUGUUACACAACACCCAGUACAUGCUGUUAUUAAGCCAGGAAGCAAUGUGACUCUGGAGUGCUCUGUUAAAGGGAAAACGUGUGAUAAAGGUGUGCAAUCUGUUCACUGGUUCAGACAGAGUUCAAACACAACUCAUCCGGGAAUGGUUUAUGCUCAUGGAGAAACCAAAAAUGAGUGUGCAGACUCCUCUGAUACACAGAGCUGUCUCCAGAACCUUGCUAAGAUGAAUGUUGGUGUGUCUGAUCCUGGAAUAUACUACUGUUCUGUGGUGACUUGUGAUGAGGUUUUAUUUGGAAACGGCACAACGUUGGUCAUUAAAGAUGGAUUUAAUAGUGAAAGUAUGCAGAAAUGUAUUUUAAUUGGCCUCGCAGUGCUGUGUGCAGUCAGUCUUACCAUCAAUCUUUUGCUCUCUUUACCAUUGAGAAGAAAUGGUGGAAAGCCUCAGCAAAUCCAGACUAAUGAUGAUAUUACAAGAGUGCAGUUUCAGAACACAGAUGAUAUUAAUUAUGCUGCCCUGAACCUUUCCUCAAAAAGAGGUCAGAGAAAGAUGACCCUAGAGAAGACCCCAACGCAGACCGAUGCUGCAAGAUGAGAUUUGAAACUUUUUAAUGCUGAUUGUCAGAAUAUAUCACAUUUAUCACAGACAACAGUGAUACUUUAUUAAUAUUCUAUAUUUGUGUGAUAAAAUGUGGUAAAGCAAGUGGGGCAUCUGCACUUUUUUCUC